AGCAUCUGGCUUUGUCUCUUUUUAGGCUGCUUAGGCCCAUUCAGCUGGAGUAGUUCGAUGCAAGACGUCGCUUUCCACGAUUGACAUGCCAAAUUAUGGAGACGACGUCAAGUCCCAGCAGCGACACAUCGCUGCCGGCGCUGCUAUCGAGCAACUAUCAGGGCACAGAGCAUCUUGGAGUUGCGGGUGGUUUGGCUGCUGGGGUCGGCAUUGUGCUUGCCAUUUGGCUUGCCACUAUUCCCAAAAGGUUGACGGCCAGGACUGCUAAAGGCAAGCUGGAUAUGGAGGAGCCAGAGGCAAAGGCGGAGGCGGAGGCGGAAGAUGAAGGCCGAUGGGCGCUGCCUGUGCAGGAAACUUCUGCCGAGCAGGUCACUGAGGGCAGUGCUCACCCCGAGGGACUGGCAUCGCCCGCCUUGCAGCUGCGGGAACUCCACCAAUCCAGGGCCGGGGCAAUGAAGCCAGCCACCGAGACAUCCGUGUGGUCGCUGCCCGAUUUUCGCCGGGCAGAGGCAUCCCCAGCUUGGAGGCUGCGCGAGUUUCGCGUCCUUGAUGUGGAAGAUGGGGAGGAAGACUUGCACCGCCAGGAUCUGACCCUUGCCCCGGAUUCCCCGGAUGCUCAGCAUUCGGCUGUCCAAAGUUUCGGCAACCAAGCCUCGCAGGAACCUCCAACUCAACCAGCAGAUAUGAACAGAGCCUCCCCUGCCUUUCAGCUCCGCGACCUGCGAGUGCACUUGGAAGCAGAUGGCGAGGCUGUGGAGGAAGUGCCCUUGACCCACCCUGGCCGAUCGGGUGCGCGGCCCGAGAUUUCGGCUUUCGGGGCGCGCGGUGUGUCACCGUCUCCGGCAUUGCAGGUGAACGCCCUAAGCUCCGCGCGUCGCGAGAAUCGCGAGCUUCCGACCGACGCUGCCCACCCACCGACCGGGGCUUUGCCAGACACGAGCCGAGAGCGCAGCAAGACGGCUUUGCGGCUGUCUGACUUGCGGUCAAGCCUUGCAGCGCACCGCCACUCCCGGGAGGAACUGGAGAAUUGCGUUGCAGGUUUUGUCCGGUCUGAUGAGCUUUUGGGGUGCAUCACGCAGACUGAAGAGUCUCAAGCACUGCUGGCGCGGCGGGUGGCUGAUGCCAUUCAGGAUGAAGCGGCGCGUCCAGAGCUGGACAACGACAGGCAGCAGGUCAAGCGUCCAUACGUUCUGUCCGUUGCUUUAAAGAGCCUGGCGCAACCAGAUGCGGAAAUCGCAGCGGCACCAAGUCUUUAUCUGGAGACCUGAUUUAAGUUCUCAGAUGUUUUCAGUAGAUCGCCCUGCAUGAGCCUGGACCAGGCCCACUCAGCUUGUUUCACGCGAUGUGAGACAUGAGGUAAAGCGUGCAAUCUGCAAAGCAGAUGAUGUGCGCUCAUGCAAAGUUUGGACGGGCAUCACGGGAUGAGGCAUAAUGCAAGCAGUCCGUGCCAUUGCAGGAAAAGGC
Messenger RNA from Effrenium voratum, 1464 nucleotides. NCBI's taxonomy places the organism in Eukaryota, Dinophyceae, Suessiales, Symbiodiniaceae. The record is from the annotation of a GenBank genome assembly.